AUUGGAUGUUUGAGCAGUAAGUAUAUCGUGCUUCUUAUCGAUGAAUGCGUUACACCCUAGUGGUCUCAUAGAUUCGCUCUCGGAUGUGUCGUCUAGCGAUGAUGAAGGUGAAGCCACUAAUAAUAAAGUUAGCAGCACAGAUGAUGAUAUUGCAAUCCCAUCCCAACGUUUCACACCUGUCAGUCUGACCGAAGUCUUGAGGAAAAGAAACAAGGUUGCUAAAGUAUUGUACAACAGCAGCAAAGUAUUGCCAAAAUACUGGAAACGAAGAUAUGAUCUUUUUGAACGGUUUGAUGAGGGUGUUCAGCUGGAUGAAGAAUCAUGGUAUAGUAUAACACCAGAAGCUAUUGCUCGUCGUCAAGCGAAAAUUUGUUCGUGUGAUCUACUCGUGGACGCUUUUGCAGGUGUUGGGGGAAAUACCAUACAGUUUGCGUACACUUGUAAACUUGUUUUAGCCAUUGAAAAUUGUUUCCCACGUUUGUUAAUGCUUCACAGUAAUGCAAGUAUAUAUGGUGUUCUAUCCAAAAUUAUGCUAGUUUGUGGAGAUGUAGAAAAAAUUUUAACCAGUUUAAGAACAACUGUUCAGUUAUCGUCUACUAGUUCUACAAUUUAUAAUAAUCAUAAUGAUGAUACAGGCGUAUCAACUUUAGAAAGUCACUCUGAAAGUGAUCAUUUGCAAACAACUUCCAUUUGUUCAUCUAAUAGAAAUCACAGUGUAAUAUUAUCUAGAAAUGAUGAACCAUCUGUAGAUAUUUUGUCAGAGACAUCAGUUCAUACGAAUGAUAAUAUUUUACAAUCCAACUUAAAUCCGUCAUCUGAAAAUCAAAGUUCAUCGUCAUCUGUUUCAAAUAAUUCAGAAAUCCCAUUAGAAGCGAGUUCAGAGUUAAAUGAAAAUCAAAAUUUGGAGAAGUUAACUAAUUCUACAUUUAACUCUCUUAUCGAUAUUAUAUUCAUGUCACCACCUUGGGGUGGUCCUGAUUACAUGGGAAAAAUUUUCCCACCUGGUUCAACUAGUUGGAAUCAACGUAAACGAAAACAUUGGUUAGAUGAUUUGGAAGAAAUGGAACCAAUUAAAAAUCUUGAAGAUAUUCUUUGCCUUAGUAAAGCAUUAAAUGUUUCAAGACAUGUUUGUAAUAAACUUCUAAUAUAUCUUCCUAGAAAUUCUUCUAUUGGCCAAUUAAUUCAAAUGAGUUGGCCAAUAGAUUGUUGUGAAUAUAUGGGUGAUUGUUGUUCCUGUAAACAAUAUCUUAAUGUAAAUAUUGAAACAUAUUGUUUACGUGGUAGACAAUUAGCUCUUGGCUUGUAUUUGGGAGAUUUCCCAUAUUUCCAAGAGAGUAUUGUGGUUUAAAUUAAAAGUUUUUUUUUCAAAUCACAAAUUGUUUCUUAUGUAACUAACAUCGAUUUUAUGAAAGAAUGAA
Schistosoma turkestanicum is the source of this 1418-nucleotide messenger RNA. The record is from the annotation of a GenBank genome assembly. Lineage: Eukaryota; Metazoa; Platyhelminthes; Trematoda; Strigeidida; Schistosomatidae.